Pelobates fuscus (common spadefoot toad) is the source of this 3446-nucleotide messenger RNA. Its product is annotated as zinc-alpha-2-glycoprotein-like. Bases 81 to 1304 code for a protein of 407 amino acids. Gene Ontology annotation, cellular component: external side of plasma membrane. Gene Ontology annotation, biological process: immune response. The transcript has 6 exons. The record is from RefSeq and is a predicted model, not a curated record. NCBI's taxonomy places the organism in Eukaryota, Metazoa, Chordata, Amphibia, Anura, Pelobatidae.
CGUGUCUUUCAUAAAAAGCUGGAUUUUCAUCAUGAAAUCGUAAAAUCAUGUAAUUCUUUCACUUUCACUAUCUGCACACAAUGUGUAACUCUCUCCUCUGCCUGGUAACAGCUGACGUGCUGGAUAUUAAUUCUCCCAUUGGACAGUUACUCAUGCUGCAGCCAAUCAGCACAGAACUCAGUCGUCCUUUUAUCUAUUUAUAUUUUCUUCUCCGGAGUCAUAACAUGAGGACCCUCGUACUCCUGCUGUUCAUUGUUGGGGUGCCAAGAGUUUAUUCUGGUCACUCUCUUCAUUAUUUCUAUACGGGGCUCUCCGCACCAGGCCACGGGCUACCGGAAUUCUCUGCUGAUGCAUACCUUAAUGGAGUAAUGAUAUUAAAAUACAAUAAUAAAAAGGGCCUAGAAGUUCCUGUUCCAGAGUGGAUAAAAAAAGAAGACAGUGGAUAUUGGGACAGAGACAGAAAGAUCAGCAGAGACACAGAGGCUGCCUUCAAACAUCAUCUGAAAUCAAUAAUGAGCCGUUAUAAUCAUACCCAAGGUUUACAUUAUCUUCAACAUGCAUACGGCUGUGAGCGGAGGGAUGACAAUAGCACCAGGGGCUACUCUGAGUAUGCUUAUGAUGGGAAGGAUUUCCUCGAACUGGAUAUUAAGCGAGCCGUUUAUGUACCAGUUGUUCUUGAGGCUCAGUUGAGUGCUAAGACAUAUAACAGCCCAGAAGUGCGUGCAGGCGAACGAAACAAAGCUUACCUGGAGAUGGAGUGCAUCAAAUGGCUGGAUAAACAUGUUCACUAUGGGAAAGAGGAGUUUGAGAGGAGAGUUCCUCCAUGCGUGACGAUUUCAGAUGACCGAUCAGAUCAAAUGACAAAGCUUCACUGCCUCGUGUUUGGAUUUUACCCCCGGGAUAUUGAUGUAAAUUGGAAGAAAAAUGGGAUAGAGGCACAGUUGGACGAGGCCAAAGAAGUCCUCCCAAAUACGGAUGGCACUUAUCAGAUCAGAGUCACAGUGGAGGUACCAGCAGAGGAGAUAGAGAGUUACUCCUGCCACGUCGAUCACAUCAGUCAGCAGGAGACACUCAUUAAAAAGUGGAAACCAAAGCCAGACAGUAAAGCUGUGUAUAGAGCUAUUGGCAUUAUUGCUGCAGUGAUUUUCUCCAUCACUGUCCUUGGGACGUUUAUUUGGAAGAUGCGAUCAGCUCAACAAACCAGGGACAGCAGUCGUCUGACAUCCGUUAAUCAGACCCGGAUAGGCAGAUUAUGCCAAUUACCUCACUAUGUUACCUUCCUUAUAAGUGUAUGGAUUAUAUAAUCCUAAUUAUAGUGUACAAAUCAAGUCACCCAAUCAGUAGUUAAUUACAAUUGUAGUAUUUACAAUUAUUACAUUGCUGCAAUCAGACUUUCAGUGAUUUGUUAGUUUAAAUCACUGUCAUUUUUCUUCUUAUGUAAACCUUUUGUCUAUGACUGUUCCCUGCCCCAUAUGUCACAGAUAAAAGGGGGCAUUGGAAGAUGCUGACUGUCAAAAGUAUCAGGGAGAUAAUUCCUCCUCAUCUACUUGAAUUCGUAUAGCUUGUGUCAGAGACCUUUAAAAUGUAAUAUUUAUUUUGUAGUGUGCAAUACUACCACAAGAUGGACCAAGGUACCAUAAAAGCAACGCUACUUGCUUUGUUUCUGAUUUCUAUGCAGCUUGCUUUAAUGCAUGGUAGAAUUGGAUAGAUAUAUGUAUAUAGUAUAGUGGAUAGCAUGGAUUUAUUAAGACACUAAAACUGUCACUCUCCAUUAAAGUCCAUUACCUCUUGUGUCACUUAACCCCACUCCCUCUAAAAUGUAAGUUAUUUUGAGCAUGGCCCUCAACACCCUCUGUACCCUUGCAUCCAGCUAGUCUUGUUGCAAAUACAUGCCUGUUAGUCCACCUAUUGUACAGCGCUACGUAAUUUGUUGGAGCUUUAUAAACAAUAAUAAUAAUGGCCCUGUACUAAAUGGUACAGGCUUUUGCAUAGAACCAUUCAGACUGUAAAAUAUGACCACUUUACAUAGUAUUUGGUCUCGAUUUAGCAUUUCUGGCUCAAAAUGAUGCAGAACCAUGUCUGUAUUUCAGUCAGACUGAGCUGGAAAGAUGAAAUCCAGAACUCAAUGCUUAAAGGGACACUCCACUGCUCAAAUAAAAAAAAAAAAAAAAAAAUACCCUCACUGUUUAGUAAAUACACCCCAAAUGAAACUAUGCAUUAAUUUAAUUAUGCCUUAUUUUCAUUGGAGUUCUAUCUUAAAUCAGUUUGAAAAACCUGCAGUUCUUUUGUUUGAAGCCUUUGCAAGCCCUCCCCUUCUAAUCCCGCCCAGACUUUCUGUGGUUGUCCAAUCACAGACGUCCCAAUGCAGAUCAAUGAGAGUUUUUUUGCAAGGCAGGUGCUCUGGGUAAUGGCUGCCUCACGAGUUUAGUUCCACUGACCUAAACAAAACCAGGAAGUAACAGGACAUGUCUGAUUGACAGCUAGGGGAGUGUAACCAGGUUAAUUCAUUAGCAAAAAAACCUUGACAGCAUGAAAAUGUAAUUAUCUAACAGCUGGCUAGUGCUAUCUUGCUAGCCACCACAUGAAAAAAUAAAUAAAUAAAAAUAAUCCCAUGGGGGUCAAUAUGAUCCCAUCUAACUUUUGUGAAGUUUAAUUCCUGCACAGGGCAUAUCUACUACACAGUGAGCAGGUAACUAGUUUUAUGCUGGUCUGUAAAGCGAGUGAUAACGGGAUUAGUGAAAAAGGGACAGGAGACAUUUAAAGAGGUAUUCUCUAUAGUGAGAUUUUCAAAUGAAGGGCCAGAGCAGGCCAGAGGAUUUCUAUAGUUCGUCUAGUUACACGUUAAUUUGAAAUUAACUUUAAAUCCCAAAGUAUUGUAUUUAUAUUUACUUUGUAUUUUAUGCAGUUUUGUGAACAUUUUAUUGUAUUUUUCUAUUUCUUCUGCAGUCAGCUAGCGACUUUCAAAUGAUAAAGAAAUGUCCCAGCAAGUCCUUUUAUUAAUGUGUCUUUAGUGUAAAAAUCAGCCAUGUUUUAACCUCAACUGUGAUCUUUGUGAUCUCUGUCGAGCUGACCAUGCCACACAGUAAGUGCAUUAAAUCUGUGCUGUAUAUCAGCUUGACAAAGCUCACAGUUAUGGCCACACGUGGCUGAUUUUUACAUUGAACACACUUUAAUAAAAAGGACUCUGUGCUGUAAAGUUAUUAGCGGACGAAAAAAUGCAUGUUAAAAUGUUUACAAAAUGACAUAACAUAAAACUGAAAUAUAAAUAGAAAUUGUGUAUGUGUUAUUGCAUAAUAAGCACUAAACUUACCCUGAAGCAUUUCCCCUCAUCUCGUUAACACUUGCUUUACAGAGCAGCAAGAAACUCGUUACCUGCUCACGGUGUAGUAGAAAUGCCAUCACUGUAGCAUGCGUAGCAAACUGGUGGAACAUUUCUUUAUUGUUUG